AUGGGAGAAGAUCAUACCGUACAGUGGCCGAACAGUGCCAGAGGGGUGAUCAACCAGGGGCCGAGAGGCCCGGAAAUCACCAAACCGUUCAAGGAGACGAAGAAGGGGGGGGGGGCGGGGCAGGGGGCACGGGCGACAGAGCCGAACAGCACGAGGGCGCGGGUAGCAGCAGGGCGCACGAGGGCGCGGGCAGCAGGAGAGCGCACGAGGGCGCAGACAGACCAGAGCGCACAAGGGUGCGGACAGCAGCAGAGCGGCAACGGGCAGCACAGGCACGGGCAGCAACGGGCGGCAACGGGCAGCACAGGCACGGGCAGCAACGGGCAGCAACAGGCAGCACAGGCUCGGGCACCAACGAGCGGCAACACGCAGCACAGGCACGGGCAGCAACGGGCGGCAACGGGCAGCACAGGCACGGGUAGCAACAGGCAGCAACAGGCAGCACAGGCUCGGGCAGCAACGAGCGGCAACAGGCAGCACAGGCACGCGCAGCAACAGGCGUCAACGGGCAGCAUAGGCACGGGCAGCAACAGGCAGCAACGGGCAGCACAGGCACGGGCAGCAACGGGCGACAACAGGCAGCACAGGCACGGGCAGCAACAGGCAGCACAGGCACGGGCAGCAACGGGCGGCAACAGGCAGCACAGGCACGGGCAGCAACGGGCGGCAUCGGGCAGCACAGGCACGGGCAGCAACGGGCGGCAACGGGCAGCACAGGCACGGGCAGCAACGGGCGGCAACGGGCAGCACAAGCACGGGCAGCAACGGGCGGCAACGGGCAGCACAGGCACAGGAAGCAGCGGGCGGCAACAGGCAGCACAGGCACGGGCAGCAUCAGGCAGCAAUGGGCAGCACAGGCACGGGCAGCAACGGGCAGCACAGGCACGGGCAGCAACAGGCAGCAACAGGCAGCACAGGUAG
Closterium sp. NIES-65 is the source of this 921-nucleotide messenger RNA. The record is from the annotation of a GenBank genome assembly. Lineage: Eukaryota; Viridiplantae; Streptophyta; Zygnematophyceae; Desmidiales; Closteriaceae.